CAUAGGUUUUGAACCUCAUCGACCGCGCGCAGAGCUAAUGAAUUAGCUAAACAUUGUAAGAAUUUUUGCCAAUUUACGAGGUCAAGUCAUCAAUUUUUACCUGCCGACUUUGUUAAUCUUGUUCUUUCGGGUGCGCGGAUUGAUCCAAAGAUGGAUCUCCAGAAAAUCAUCCACGAUUCACUGUACGACUUCAUUUUGUCAUAUAUACCGCACGCGGAUCUGAGUACACUAGAUGAUGUGAUUUUGUCCUACAUCACCGGGGUGCUGGAAGAUUUGGGAUCUCAAGAAAGUGUGGAGGAGAACUUUGAUGUAGAGGUUUUUGUUGAAAUGCUUGAGGCUUACAUCCCUGGUUUUUCCGAAAUUGACAGUGUCAAAGUUUGUGAAAUGAUGUUUAAUUUGGCAUCAAAGUUGGCUUCGGCACGGGACACAGAAUCUGGAGAGAUAAACUUAGGAGAGAGUACAUUUUCCCUCUCCGAAAGCUCUGUUCUAACACAUGGAGACUCGGGAGCAAAGACACACAACUUCACAUCACAUGCAGAUGGAGCCACAGCUAAAGUGAGUGAAUCUGCAUGGGAUAGCCAGGAGCAGCAUCUCCUUGAGAUGUUUCCCAAGUGCAGUGUGACAGAGGCCAGAAGUGCAUUGUCUAUUGCUAAAGGAGAUAUGGAGGAAGCUGUUCGCCUCAUUAUUGAGGGUGAUGUCCAGCUUAAGUGCCCUGCAUCUCUCAAUGCAAAUCAAGGGAAGGCAGUGUCUGCAGAAGUUGAUCAGAAACUUAAAGCAAGCAUUUUAGAAAAGUACAUGCUGGUUGACAGUGAAGAAGAUAAAAAAGUACACAGACCAGUCACUCCAAAAGAUGCCCCUAAGAAACUGGUGCGCUACCACGGAAGUCAGGUGGUCACCACAAAGGGAGAGCGGUACCAUCUUGUCAAGAAAGAGGAAACAGAAGAUAUGAAGAAGACCUACGUUAGUCUCAAACCAGCAAGGAAAUAUCGCUUUCAUUAAUGAAAAGCACCUUGUUGAUGGACAAUGCAGGUUGUAUAUAUACAACCCCAAUUCCGAAAAAGUUGGGACGGUAUGAAAAAUGCUAAUAAAAACAAA
Molecule: messenger RNA, 1095 nt
Organism: Myxocyprinus asiaticus (Chinese sucker)
Lineage: Eukaryota; Metazoa; Chordata; Actinopteri; Cypriniformes; Catostomidae
Product: CUE domain-containing protein 2-like
Exons: 9
Coding region: 151-999 (282 amino acids)
Source: RefSeq, a predicted model, not a curated record